Molecule: messenger RNA, 1747 nt
Organism: Dipodomys ordii (Ord's kangaroo rat)
Lineage: Eukaryota; Metazoa; Chordata; Mammalia; Rodentia; Heteromyidae
Gene: Ilkap
Product: integrin-linked kinase-associated serine/threonine phosphatase
Exons: 13
Coding region: 1-1650 (549 amino acids)
Biological process (GO): protein dephosphorylation
Molecular function (GO): cation binding; protein serine/threonine phosphatase activity
Source: RefSeq, a predicted model, not a curated record
AUGGUCUGGCUACUCGGGGGGGCUGGGGUCGGAGGACGGCGGUUCGAAGCCAGCCCGGGCAGGAAACGGCUCCGGAGGCAGCGCGCCAGCCUCGGGUGGAAGAGCCGCGGUGCGGAACUGAGGCUGGGGUCGAGGCCGGCCCGGGCGCGCGUGCGCACUCGACGGACGCCGGUCAUCCGCGGCCGGGCCACGUCCGCGUCCGGCCGUGAGGUCCGCGCGGCGGUCCGGUGGGUUUCCGUCAGCGGCGUCCCGGCCUGGCUUCGACGUCGUCGGAGGCAGCGAGGCGCGGCCCGCCCGCGGCGGUCGGACGCGUCCGGUUCUGACGCCCCGGACGGUCCCCGCUCCCCGGCGUGCAAAGCGGGCCAGCACGGUCGAGAGGAGACGAGGAUGAGGUCGGUGCUGCACACGGGGCUCGGCCUCUCCGUCCCCGGCCCGCGGACUCCGGAGCCCGUCGUGGCACCGCCCGCGGCCAGCGGAACCCAAGGGAAAGAUGCUCAGGAAGGACCUCUGCUCUUUGACGACCUCCCUCCGGCCAGCAGUACUGACUCAGAUGUUUUAGGUGUGGCUGUCUUAAGUUUUGAACACAUGGCCUCAGGACCAGGGGGACCUUUGCUCUUUGAUGACCUCCCACCUGCCGGCAGUAGUGAUCCAGGUUCUCUUGCCACAUCAAUUCCCCAGGUGAAGAAUGAAGGGAAAGGAGCAAAGAGGAAAACCUCUGAGGAAGAGGAGAAUGGCGGUGAAGAGCUUGUGGAAAAGAAAGUUUGUAAAGCCUCAUCGGUGAUCUUUGGCCUGAAAGGCUAUGUAGCUGAGAGGAAAGGUGAGAGGGAGGAGAUGCAGGACGCCCACGUCAUCCUGAAUGACAUCACUGAGGAGUGUAGACCCCCGUCGUCGCUCAUUACUCGAGUUUCUUAUUUUGCUGUUUUUGAUGGACAUGGAGGAAUUAGAGCUUCGAAAUUUGCUGCACAGAAUUUACAUCAGAACUUAAUUAGAAAGUUUCCUAAAGGAGAUGUGAGCAGUGUAGAGAAAACGGUGAAGAGAUGCCUAUUGGACACUUUCAAGCAUACCGAUGAGGAGUUCCUUAAACAGGCAUCCAGCCAGAAGCCUGCCUGGAAGGACGGCUCCACUGCCACUUGUGUCCUGGCUGUGGACAAUAUCCUGUAUAUCGCCAACCUUGGAGAUAGCCGGGCAAUCCUUUGUCGGUAUAACGAAGAGAGUCAGAAACACGCCGCCUUAAGUCUCAGCAAAGAGCAUAACCCAACCCAGUACGAAGAGCGCAUGAGAAUACAGAAAGCUGGAGGAAACGUCAGGGAUGGGCGUGUCUUGGGCGUGCUUGAGGUGUCCCGCUCCAUCGGGGAUGGGCAGUACAAGCGCUGCGGGGUCACCUCUGUGCCUGACAUCAGACGCUGCCAGCUGACCCCCAAUGACAGAUUUAUUUUGCUGGCCUGUGAUGGGCUCUUUAAAGUCUUUACCCCGGAAGAAGCCGUGAACUUCAUCUUAUCCUGUCUGGAGGAUGAAAAGAUCCAGUCCCGGGAAGGGAAGCCUGCCCUGGAUGCCCGCUACGAAGCCGCGUGCAACAGGCUGGCCAACAAGGCGGUGCAGCGGGGCUCUGCAGACAAUGUCACGGUGAUGCUGGUGCAGAUUGGCCACUGAGGCUGCGCGCAGUGCUGGCGCCCAGGCCCCUUCGCGUGCGCUGUUUUGUGGUCUGUGGGACUCCACAGUUGUAAAUAAAGGUUCCUUUUUUUCCUAG